AUGACCACCACAAACUGGGGCAAGUUCGUCUUGCUCCUGUGGAAAAAUUGGAUCAUUACGAAACGACACUAUCUUCAAACAUUCUUCGAAAUAGCCAUUCCUAUCCUUGCCUGCAUUCUGUUAAUCAUAAUUCGUGGCUUAGUCGAUUCGGAUGAGUUUGACGAACCGACUGUAUUUAAUCCACUCGAACUGAACACUAUUUCACACCUCAGAAACAAUCCAGAAAUAGAACCUCCGAUCAUAUACGCGAUCGCAUACUCACCCCAAAGCCCUUUGCUGCAAAGCGUGGUAGAACGAUCAGUUUUCUAUCUGGAUGAAACGCUAGAGGUAUUAGCCUUUGCCAAUGCACAGUUGAUGCAGGCUCAUCUGCAGAUUAACAAUGUGUUGGUUGGCAUUGAAUUUCCGGACGCUUACGCAACCCUAUCACAGCUGCCAGAUCAAACAAUUCUAUCCCUGCGAUAUCCGAGCGAGAUGCGAACGUUCCGUGAAACAGGUUCCGAAUUCUGGAACAAUUGGCAAACGGAGCGUCUCUUUCCCCAAUUUCAAGUUCCGGGUGCACGUCAGUACGAGCGUGACGAUGGUGGUUAUCCAGCGAACUACUACAACGAAACCUUCCUUCAAGUGCAGAGUGCCAUUUCACGAUCCAUCCUGCAGGAACGCGAUCCCAACUACCAAUUUCCCGAUAUGUACCUCAGCCGCUACCCGUAUCCUCCCUUCUACAGCGACGUCUUACUAACCGGACUGGAGAAUCUGCUCCCCUUGAUCAUUGUAAUCGCAUUCUUCUACACCUGCAUCAACACCGUCAAGUACAUCACUGUCGAGAAGGAACGGCAGCUAAAGGAAGCGAUGAAAAUUAUGGGUCUUUCCAGCUGGCUGCACUGGACCGCUUGGUUCGUCAAGUGCAUCAUCUUGCUCAUCAUUUCCAUCUCCAUCCUAACGGUGCUGCUGUGCGUCAGCAUCACGAGCAACACCGAUUUGGCCAUCUUUACCUUUGCCGAUUGGUUCGCCAUCUGGUUCUACCUCUUCAUCUACAGCCUUGCCACGAUCACGUUCUGCUUUAUGAUGAGUACCUUCUUCUCGAAGGCAAACACCGCGUCCGGUAUUGCUGGUCUAAUGUGGUUUGUGUUUGUGAUGCCGUACAACAUUGCCUUCUCCAACUACGACACGAUGUCACUGUCGGCAAAGUUGGCCCUCUGUCUGUUUCACAAUUCCGCCAUGUCGUUCGGAUUUAUGCUAAUUAUGCGUCACGAAGGUACUACCAACGGGUUGCAGUGGUCGAACAUGUUCGAUCCGGUCACGGUGGAUGAUGAUCUGAGCGUUGGUGCAACCAUGAUGAUGCUGCUAGCCGAUACGGUAAUCUAUCUCGUGAUUGCCCUCUACGUGGAGAAGGUAUUCCCGGGCGAGUACGGUGUUGCGGAACCAUGGUACUUCCCGGUGACUAAGAAAUUUUGGACCAAUAAAGUAACACCAGUUGAUGCUGCGGAUAGUGCCGAACAGCCCGACGCAAACAGCAACAGCGUAGAGCCUGAACCGAUCGGCAAGUAUGCGGGCAUUCGGAUCAAAGGUUUGCGGAAAGUGUUCAACAAGACGAAGGUUGCGGUUAAGGGACUCCAUUUGAGUAUGUUCGAGGAUCAGAUCACGGUACUGCUGGGACACAACGGAGCUGGCAAAACGACCACAAUGUCUAUGCUGACCGGUGUAUUCUCGCCCACGUCUGGUACGGCACUCAUCAACGACUGUGACAUCCGCACGAAUAUCGAGGGUGCACGAAAGUCGCUUGGUCUUUGCCCGCAGCAUAACGUCCUGUUUAAUGAGAUGACCGUUUCGGAGCACAUUAAGUUCUUUGCCCGGCUAAAGGGUGUCGAGAGUAAGAACAUUCCGCAGGAAAUUGAUCACUAUGUGUCGGUGUUGCAGCUGGAAGAUAAGCGACACUCCCAGAGUCACACACUUUCUGGUGGUAUGAAGCGAAAGCUGGCUGUCGGUGUUGCACUGUGCGGUGGGUCUAAGGUGGUAUUCUGUGAUGAGCCAACGUCUGGUAUGGAUCCGACAGCACGGCGUGCGCUGUGGGAUCUGUUGAUACAGGAAAAACGUGGCCGCACAAUUCUACUUUCCACUCACUUCAUGGAUGAGGCGGACAUACUGGGUGAUCGUAUCGCGAUCAUGGCGGAUGGCGAACUGAAAGCAGCUGGUUCGUCCUUUUUCCUCAAGAAACGUUUUGGUGUCGGAUAUCGGUUGAUUUGCGUCAAGGAUGAUAGUUGUGACUCGACACGUGUUACCGAUCUGAUGCGAAGACACAUUCCCAACAUUGAAGUUGAUACGGACAUCGGUACAGAGCUCUCGUACGUGCUAGACGAUAAUUUCACUGCCCUCUUUCAACCGCUACUACAGGAUCUUGAGAGCAACUCGAGCUCGAUCGGUAUAAGCAGUUACGGCAUAUCGUUAACAACACUCGAGGAGGUGUUCCUGCGCGUCGGCAGUGACUCGCACGCCUUGGACAAAAAACCCACCCCAUCCGAUCCGGCCCGUCCAUUUGUCCUCGAACCCUCGAACGGUUCUACCAUCACGCUAACGCUCGAACAGGACCAAAAGCUACUAACCGGCUUUCCGUUGCUUUCCAACCAACUGUUGGCGAUGUUGCUCAAGAAGGCGAUCGCUACCAAGCGCAGCUGGAUCGCAUUGCUCGUACAGAUCUUCAUACCGAUCUUCUUCGUGAUCAUGACCGUCGUCAUCGUGCGCUCGUUCCCGGACUCCCUCGCACUGCCUCCACUGACGAUCGAUUUUGACAGUUACGCCACCACCGUCACCGUGCUCGAAGGAACUUCCGGUGAUACGAGUGUGAUACAGGCCUAUCAGCAGCUGUUCGAAGGGACCGGCUCAAGUCGUUCGCUGCUAACGAUUACGGAACCGAUGGUGGAUUACAUUCUACGCCGAUAUGAACAGAAUUUGCCGCAGGUGAACAAUGAGUUCAUGGUGGGUGCAUCAAUCACAUCGACCAAUCAUACCGUUUGGUUCAACGCACAAGGAUACCACACUGCACCGCUGGCCGUCAACACGUUCUACAAUGCGAUGCUGCGUUCGGUCUGUGCGCAGUGUUCGAUACUGAUCACCAACCAUCCACUUCCGUUCCGACCUGAGACAAGGUUCACCCAAUUGCAGGCAGGUAACAACAUGGGAUUCCAGCUCGCUUUCAAUACAGGUUUUGCAAUGGCAUUUGUGGCCGCGCUCUACAUCAUGUUCUACAUCAAGGAGCGUGUGACUCGGUCAAAAUUGCUCCAGUUUGUAAGUGGUGCCAACGUGCUCGGAUUCUGGCUGAUAUCAUUCCUUUGGGAUUUCAUGACAUUCUUCGUGACGGUUAUGUUUUACGUUGCGGUACUGGCAGCGUUCCAAGAGGAUGGAUGGGCCACUGGUGACGAGAUAGGUCGGGUAAUUUUGGUAAUGGUCGUGUUUGGCUUUGCCUUCCUGCCCCUCACAUAUCUCUUCUCGUUCGCGUUCGAUAUACCGGCGAGCGGGUUUGUCAAGGUGAUGAUCCUCAACAUCUUUACCGGUACGAUCUUCUUCAUGACCGUGUUUCUACUCCUGUUUGAUGGGUUCGAUCUGACGCACGUUGCCGAGGGCAUGGAAUGGGGCUUCCUGAUAUUCCCACUGUUUGCGCUAAGCCACUCGCUCAGCAAUAUGAACAUUGCGGUCGCCACACAGCAGGUGUGCGAUUCGCAGUGUGCACUAAUACCAAGCUGCACCCAGGAGUUGCUCUGUCAACUCUUCCCUCAGUGUUGCAAUACUGAAAUAUUUACCUUCGAGCGUACCGGGAUUAGUCGCAAUCUGAUGUACAUGUUCGUGGUUGGAUUGGUUUCGUUCCUGCUCCUAAUGUGCAUCGAGUAUCGUGUGAUUGAUCGUGUAUUUAAACGCAAAUCCAAACAAUCGGCCCCGCCAACCGAAGCGGACGACAUCGACUCAGACGUUCGCCUUGAAAAGUUGCGUGUCCGUGGCCUUACCGAGGGUGAAAUUGCAGCAAACAAUUUGGUGCUGCGGGACGUAACCAAGUACUACAAGAAGUUCCUCGCCGUCAAUCAACUGUCACUGGCAGUGGAACAUUCCCAGUGUUUCGGUUUGCUCGGUGUGAAUGGGGCCGGUAAGACGACCACCUUCAAGAUGAUGACGGGUGACGAAAACAUUUCCUUCGGUGAGGCAUGGGUCAACGGGAUCAGUUUGAAUAGCAACAUGAAUGAGGUCCACCGGCGGAUAGGUUACUGUCCACAGUUUGAUGCACUGAUCGACGAUUUAACGGGGCGCGAAACGUUAAGAAUUUUUGCCCUUUUGCGUGGUAUACCGAAGCCAGAAAUUACGGCCCUUUCGAACCGCUUGGCGGAAGAGUUAAACUUUGCCAAACACAUCGACAAGCAGACGAAGGCGUACAGUGGUGGUAAUAAGCGUAAGCUUAGUACAGCACUUGCACUGAUGGGUAAUCCGGCCGUUGUGUAUCUCGACGAACCAACCACCGGUAUGGAUCCAGGGGCACGUCGACAGCUAUGGGAUGUAGUGUGUAAAGAGCGAGCAGCUGGAAAAGCUAUCGUGCUAACUUCACACAGUAUGGAAGAGUGUGAAGCGCUCUGCACACGGCUAGCGAUUAUGGUGAAUGGAGAAUUUAAAUGUCUCGGCUCAACGCAGCACCUGAAGAAUAAGUUCUCCAACGGGUACUUCCUCACGAUAAAGUUGAAGCGCGUCGACGAACCCAACAGUGAACGUAUCGAGGAAGUUAAGCGGUACAUCGAACAGCGGUUCCCGGAGGCAGAAUUAAAGGAAGCGUAUCUCGAAUCGGUGACGUAUCAGAUCCCAUCAGCCAACACACGAUGGUCAACCAUGUUCGGCAUUAUGGAGGACGCCAAAAAGGUGCUCGACAUCGAGGACUACGCGUUGGGUCAAACGUCGCUCGAGCAAGUGUUCCUGUUCUUCACGAAAUUCCAGCGUGUCGAGGAUUAG
This is a messenger RNA of Anopheles maculipalpis, 4977 nucleotides long. RefSeq names its product phospholipid-transporting ATPase ABCA3-like. Gene Ontology annotation, molecular function: ABC-type transporter activity; ATP binding; ATP hydrolysis activity. The record is from RefSeq and is a predicted model, not a curated record. Gene Ontology annotation, biological process: transmembrane transport; lipid transport. The transcript is spliced from 8 exons. Gene Ontology annotation, cellular component: membrane; intracellular membrane-bounded organelle. NCBI's taxonomy places the organism in Eukaryota, Metazoa, Arthropoda, Insecta, Diptera, Culicidae. The coding region runs from base 1 to 4977 and encodes 1658 amino acids.